Messenger RNA from Gekko japonicus, 1365 nucleotides. It is a transcript of the gene ECHDC3, whose product is annotated as enoyl-CoA hydratase domain containing 3. Gene Ontology annotation, molecular function: hydro-lyase activity. The record is from RefSeq and is a predicted model, not a curated record. Gene Ontology annotation, cellular component: mitochondrion. The transcript is spliced from 5 exons. The coding region runs from base 1 to 969 and encodes 322 amino acids. Lineage: Eukaryota; Metazoa; Chordata; Lepidosauria; Squamata; Gekkonidae.
AUGGCGGCAGUGGCGGCCGUGCGCCUGGGCCUGCGGCGGGGGAAGCUCUGCGGCCGCCUGGGCGCGCUCGCCUUCAGCAGCGGGCAAGAGAGGCUUGGGGCGGGGGCGCGCAGCUUUCCAUGGGCCCGAGCCUCUUUGCCUCCGCUUCGGGCGGGGGAGGGGGGGAAAGCACGGGAAAGGUUUGCAUUCACACGUGUGUUGGCGCGUACACGUACGCCUUUUGUAAAAGUUCCGUUUUGCAGGAAUGUCGUCUUGAGCAACCCUCGGCGAAGAAAUGCUCUCUCGCUCGCCAUGCUGAAAUCCCUCCGCAAAGACCUCCUGCGCGAUAGCCCGGAUCUGCGAGUCAUUAUCAUUUCAGGCGAAGGACCUGUUUUCUCCUCAGGGCACGACUUAAAGGAAUUGUCUCGUGAGGCAGGCGAGAAAUAUCACCUCGAAGUCUUCGAGACCUGUGCCGAACUCAUGACGCUGCUUUCAAAGCUUCCAGUACCCAUAAUCGCCAAGGUCAACGGCCUUGCCACUGCCGCUGGCUGCCAACUGGUAGCGAGCUGCGAUAUUGCUGUGGCAAGCGAAGAAUCCACAUUUGCCACCCCCGGAGUAAACGUUGGACUGUUCUGCUCGACACCCGCCGUCCCCGUGGGGAGAUCUCUCCCUAGGAAGGUGGCGCUGGAGAUGCUGUUCACAGGGGAGCCCAUAACAGCUCGGGAGGCCCUUCUUCACGGGCUUGUCAGCCGGGUGGUCCCAGCAGAGAAGCUGGAAGACGAGACCCUGAGAAUCGCCCGAAAAAUAUGCGAGAGCAGCCGCUCCGUCUUGGCCCUGGGGAAAGCCGCCUUUUACAAGCAGAUGGCUCAAGACGUUGAGACGGCCUACCGGACGACAGCGAAGGUCAUGGUGGACAAUCUCGCCCUGGAGGACGGACGAGAGGGGAUCGAGGCCUUCCUCUGUAAACGCAAGCCCACCUGGUCCCCUUGAACAUCCUGGGGGGACAGAUCACACUCGAAAGCCAUAUCCGACCAUAAAAAGGGGUCUGGGGGAUUCCCACAGGCCAGUCCCUUCUCUCUAUGAAAACCACAGGACGGUUUGCGUCAGGCGAUCCCUCGUACAAACAGGAGAACCUGCUCCAAAUGGCGUGUUUGUGCGCUGCUGUUUUGUCACUUAAUACACCUUCGUUUGGUAAUGCGUCAGAGUACAGUUUCAUUUGGGGAAGUUUAUCUGCGGCAAAAAUCCAAGCAGCCCCCAGAACCCCUUUGCAGAACGUCUCUUGAAGGAGUGGCGGUGAGCCCUCUGAGACUCCGUUCCUUGCCUAGAGAGGCCCUGACUUUGUGGAGGGGAUGGAAUGGAUUUCAACAGGGGUCAUUUCGUAGAAGA